AUGAUGGCGUCCAACAUGCCUCUCCCUAUUCCCCCACGUACUCCUACUCCGCCGGCGGACGAUACACCCUACCAGGCUUCUACAAACCCAAGAGUGACUGUUGAUCGCGACGCCUUGUCACCUCUGCGCGAUACUUUCCCCCACAGCUUCUCGCUAGAGGCAGAAAGUCGAGAUCAUCUUGGUCCUACAAGUUCAUCGUUCAAUUUAAGCCCCGGGCCUACAGACUCGACAUUUGGGCAGAAUGGCUCGACAAACUCUACCGCAGCGGGCCCCUUCAAUUUCGAUACCACAGUGAUGGCAAAGAGUCCAGUGGUGAAAUCUAAUAUCGGACAACGUCGUGGUCACAAGUACAAGCACAGUAGUAUUUCACACCAAAUCUUCCUGGAACCUCCCCCUCGCGCGCCCCUGGCUCUUCCGAAUUCCCUCCCCAUUCCAACACUCAGCGAAUGCCGUGCGAGUAUGUCCAAGGAGCAGAAAACGCGAUUUUGGUGGAGUGUCUGCCACAUGUUUGUGGCUGCAUAUACAUUGUGGACCGCGCAUGGAUCGCUGGCGAUGACUGCGUUGUCUCAUUUGAUUUUGUUUGACUCGCUGGGAGCUCUUCUGUGUGUUGCCGUUGAUGUUCUGAGCAAUUUUGAAGUCUGGAAGAGGUCCAGUAUCCGCCAUCCCUUUGGUUUGGAGCGAGCGGAGGUUCUCGCUGGCUUUGCCAUGUGCGUGUUACUUCUUUUUAUGGGCCUGGAUUUGAUUUCCCACAAUCUGCAGCAUUUCUUGGAGAAAUCGGGCCACGAGCCUCACCACCCACACCCCCAUGAACGUGUGCCCCUGGGAACUGUUGAUGUGACUGCCGUUCUGGCUAUCUCUUCAACUCUUGUCUCUGCCAUCGGCCUGAAGAAUCAUGCACGAAUUGGAAAAGCCAUGCGUUUUGCGUAUAUCGAUUCUCUUCCUUCCGUCUUGAGCAACCCGACUCACUUUUUGACACUCUCGUGCUCUACCCUCCUACUUGUGCUGCCAUUGGUGUCAAUCCAGAUUUACAACUGGCUUGAUAAACUCCUGUCGGGCACUAUUGCUCUCUCAAUGUGCUUUCUCGGGGUUCGAUUGGUGAAGACGUUGGGUUCAAUGCUUCUGAUGUCGUACUCGGGCCCAGGUGUAUCCGAAGUACUCAAAGAUAUUGAAGCUGAGCCUUCGGUAUUUGGCAUUGACGAUGCUCGUUUCUGGCAGGUCCAUUACGGCUUAUGCAUGGCCAACGUCAAACUUCGUGUUUCAGGCACGGAGGACAAUACUUCUCGCCUUCGGGAGAAGAUAUCCAGCCUGAUUCGAAACCGACUUGGUGGGGGUUAUGGUACUGGAGGACAGAAGUGGGAGGUAUCCCUUCAGUUCACUAUUGAGAAGUCUUGA
Molecule: messenger RNA, 1392 nt
Organism: Penicillium verhagenii
Lineage: Eukaryota; Fungi; Ascomycota; Eurotiomycetes; Eurotiales; Aspergillaceae
Product: cation efflux family protein family
Exons: 2
Coding region: 1-1392 (463 amino acids)
Biological process (GO): zinc ion transport; transmembrane transport; intracellular zinc ion homeostasis
Cellular component (GO): Golgi apparatus; membrane
Molecular function (GO): zinc ion transmembrane transporter activity
Source: RefSeq, a predicted model, not a curated record